This is a messenger RNA of Danaus plexippus (monarch butterfly), 3162 nucleotides long. Its product is annotated as phosphatidylethanolamine-binding protein 4-like. The record is from RefSeq and is a predicted model, not a curated record. Lineage: Eukaryota; Metazoa; Arthropoda; Insecta; Lepidoptera; Nymphalidae. The coding region runs from base 123 to 692 and encodes 189 amino acids. The transcript has 4 exons.
ACAUUAAGCGAUUGGCUAUGACACAACAAUGUGUUGAAACGUUGGCUAUUUAUAAACAGUAGUGAAUAACAAAUGUGAGCUGUAGUUCACAGUAGUUUUCCAACAGUAAAAGCUGUAAUAAAAUGUUUUUUUCUGUUAUAUCGAUGAUAUUUUUGAGUGCAGUAAAUUGCGUAACUCAGCAAUGUUCUAUGAUAGAUGUCAAAACUCUUCUGGAAGGCUGUGAUCACCUCAUAGGAUUAAAUAUAACAAGUGUGGGUGGGACGAUGGUCAAUGAUCAUAAUUGCGACGUUCUUCUUCCGAAACAAGUAUUUACGGAUGAACCUUUGUUUCAAUAUCCUCUCGCAGAUUCGAAAAAGUUCUACUCUGUAUUAAUGAUUGAUCCUGAUGCCCCACCGCAAAUUGAGGGAGAGUUUUAUCUACAUAUGCUCAAAUCUAAUAUUCCAGGACUAGCGCUUAAAUCAAAGGAAAGUAGUAAAACUGUUGGAAUUGAUUACAGAGGUUAUAAACCACCAACGCCCCCUCGCGGAUCCGGCAUGCAUCGCUACAUGAGCCUAUUGUACGAACAGGCCGAUGGUAAUAAUUUUCUACCAAAUGUUCCGUCGUCUAGAGGCCGCUUCCACCUCGCGAAUUGGCUUCGAGGCAAGAACCUUUGUGGUCCAGUCGCUGGGUCACAAUUCAGAGUUCAAUUCUAGAUGGCGUUACUGACAUGUUUCUAUAAUAUUAUGUGAUAAACUUGACCUUAUACCUAUAUUGUUUCUUUAAGUUCGUACAGCGGUACAUAAAAAUUAAUUUGUAGUAAUUUUAAUAGAGACAUACACAGUUACUUUGCUUGAAAUUAGCGCUGCAGGAAUAAAUGAACUAUUCUUUUUUUAUUUAAAAUAUCAUUAAAAAAAUAAGAACAUAAUUAACUUUUGAAUAAGUAUUACCAUAAUUUCUUUAACUUGUAUGUAGUUUCAAAAUCUUCAGACGAAAAAUUGUUCCUCAAAUUAACUUUCAAAGCAAUAAUAUACUAAAGUAUGAACGCACGUCACAACUUUUUUGAAGACAUGUAAUUGAUAAGAAAUAAAUUUUUGAUUCUCUUAUGCACAUAAAACAGUGGGACCUAUUAUUUUAAAUUUUAAUAUGUCUGACAAAUAAAAAAUGGAAUACUGACAAAAAGGAGCAAUACAAUUGUCAAAAUUUAAUGUUGUAUUUGAAUAAACGAUUGUUACCUAACUGGCAAUUAAAACAUUAAUAAGGAAUAGAUACGAGUACGCUCAGCAACACUGGCGCCAGUUAAUUUGACAAUGUCAAAAUAGCUUGAAAAAUAAAGGCGAGCGUAGGCUGCGCACGCGACACUUACCUCUCACCUACCCACGCUAGCUAUAAACAUUUUAUUCUAACAUCGCACUAACUACUGGUUCAUAUUUUAUAACUCUUGACUUGAUCAAGAUUUGACUUCAUUAAUUAUGUUAGUUUGUCAUUUAAAUCAAAAAUUGACAGCUUGUACAUAUAUAUUGAAAUAAAUAAAACUAUCUAGAAGAUUAAUAAAAAAAGAAUAAUAUUAAAAACUUUUUAUGAUAAAAUCACGAAAUGAUGACACAAUCUCACCAAGUAUGGCGAACGCUGAAUAUACUAAUCCUGACAAAGGAUACCAAAAAUAAAGUGAAUGUCACAAAAGACAAUCUUUUCACUUAACUUGGGUGGUCUUUGUCAUUUUAUGGUGGCAAUGAAAAAUUUCGUACAUACAAAACAUUUUAAAACAAAUGACCAAUUUAUUACACAUUAAGAUUUAAGAUUGUACCAAAACUCGACACUCGCUUUUGUUACAAAGCAUUAACUGAUGCCUCCAAAUCUAUAAAUGUAUUUUAUUAUUUCAACCACUAAAACGUAUUUCAUUCUCUCUUCCAAAAAUCGAUUCUUUUUAAUAUAAUGGCCCAUAGUAAAAUCGAAACUAAAUGUACUUUUUUUAUUAAAAAGUAUAUUACAAUCGUAUGUUUUUCAUUAUUAGGUAAAAUAUUUAAAUGUCUUCCUAUACGGAAACAUCAGAAAAAAAGCUAAUAUCAAUCCUGUAGAGUGUAGUUAAUACGUAUACAUGUAUCCCUAUUUUUAACGUCUCUAUACUAUAACUAAAAUUUUAUAAGUUUUAAAUAUAUUUAUUUUCUUUAUUAAUAUAUAUAUGUGCAUAUUAACUACGUUAUAUAUUCUCCAAAUUUAUUAUUAAUCAUUCCCAUUGAUAAACAAAGAACGCAUGUUGAUUUUAUUUAAUCAUUCCGUAUUAUAUUUACCUCUAUUAAAAAAAAUCCUAAUAUUAGUCGUAUCUGUACUCUAAUAACAACAUUUAACGUUUGAUGUUUACGAAUCACAUGAAUAAUGUUUAUUUAUGAUCAAAAUUUUCUUAGAAUGUGAAAUAUCAUUUAUGACGAUGAUUAAUUCCGGUUGACCGCAGACUUCGAUAACAAUAAAUUAAUGAAUGAAUUAAUAUUCUAUAAAUAUAAUUAUUGCACCACAACCGAGUUAUGUAAAUCAUUGUAAAGAACAUUACGAACUGUAGAAUAUAUAUAUUUUAUUUAAAUUAAAAUUAUAUUACCAACACUGGGAUAUACAAAAAAGUUUCGUCGUGUUUGAAAGAGCUUAUCGAAAUAAAUACGUAUGUAGUAUGUACUUACAAUAUAUUUUUUGUAAAUAUUAAUUUAUAUAUGAUUAUAAUUAAGGUAUAUAAAAAUGGGACGUGAUUGUCCAUGUGAAAUUAUAUUAAGUAUAAUUACGUUUAAGUAAACAAGUAAAAGAAAUUUUCAAUGCCUUGCAAAUAACAUAACAGAUGAGGUAUAGUUUAUCUGUAAAUAAAAAUGUUGUUAUUAAUAUUCACAUCGUUAUAUGUCAAAAUUCAUUAAUGUUUAUAAUAAAAUCAGUUUAAAAUUCCAUCAGGUUUUCAUAAAAAAAACAAGAUUUUUUUAUGACAGGAAGCUAUGUCUAUCGUAUAUUAUAGACAGUUUUUUUAAUAUUGCAGAAAAACAAACGAUAGACAAUAUUAAGAUAAUAUAAAAUAAAAAUGUUAAUAUCUUUAGAAUAGCAGAAUGUUUUUUAUUCAAAUAUUUAGCCUUUAUAUUUUUAUUAGUAAUUAGUUUUAAUUAAAAACACAAAAGUUGGUAAGUCGUUAAAUAAAUAUAGAGAAUAUUUUUA